GUUCGGAUUGUGUUGUGGUGGAAAGCCAAAAGAAACAGCAGUGGAUAGCCAUCAGUAUCAUUCUCACUAUCAAUCACUAAAGGGCCAUUGUGGUCCCGUCCUGUAAACGGCGCCAGUGUAAGCAGGCAGGCAGACAGAGAAAGAAGAAGAGAGAGCAGAAGGAAGAAGGGGGAGGAGAGGGCAGGGUGGCUGCAGGGAGAACCAGGGGGAGAGAAUGGUCGGGGAACAGUCUGGAUGCCCAUCUCAUCUCCUCCUGUGGGGAUGGAAAACUCUGCUGCUGUCUCAGUGCCUGUCCUCCGUGCUCUCCCAGGUCCCGGAUCCUGAGCUUUUACCCACAGAGCCCCCGAAGAAGCCGGACCCUGUCACCUCAGAGACUGUCGUUUUCUGGGGGCUGAGAUUAUGGCAGGUCAUUGGAAUUUUUUCAGUGUUUGUGUUGGCUGUUGUUAUUACUCUGUGCUGUAUUUUCAAAUGCCGUAUCCCACGGACAAAAAAGGAAAUUGAGGCACGACAUGCACAAAGACAAGCUGCCAAAAAAUAUGCCAACACAUUAGAGACAGUGCCACCGCUGAAUGAGCUGACUGAGAUCCCAGGAUCUGCAAAACCAGAAGAAAAAACUGAGGUUCCAACAGUGUCUGGGAAAGUGGAUGGUGAAAAAGGAGAAAAGAAGAGCAAAGAGGGAAAGAAAGACAAGAGUGCCAAAGAAGGGAAAGGGGAUGACAAGGAGGCUUCUACAAAAAAGAAGGGUGAAAAGGGAGAGAAGGAGGAGAAGGGGGAAAAAGGAGCAUCCAAGAAAGAAGGUGGUGAAGGAAAAGGAAAGAAGAGCGACAAAGGAGAGAAGGAUGAAAAAGGAGGCAAAGGAGGUGCUAAAGGGGGAGGCAAAAAAUCACAAAAGUGAACUGUGAUCCGUCUUAAAGAAAAAGGUAACUGUUUUAUAUUUCACGUAGCA
Xiphophorus maculatus (southern platyfish) is the source of this 946-nucleotide messenger RNA. RefSeq names its product transmembrane inner ear (gene tmie). The coding region runs from base 215 to 895 and encodes 226 amino acids. The transcript is spliced from 4 exons. The record is from RefSeq and is a predicted model, not a curated record. Lineage: Eukaryota; Metazoa; Chordata; Actinopteri; Cyprinodontiformes; Poeciliidae.